AUGAAUGAUGAUAAAUUUGAUGAGUUUAACGAUUCUAGUGAAUAUAAUGUAAAACUUAUAGUCGGUACAGAACCAAAUGUUAAAGAAUUUAAAGCGCAUUCGAUUAUAUUACAAGCACGUUCAGAAUAUUUUCAGGCAGCAUUAUCUAUACGAUGGGCACGCGAACAGGAUGGGUUUUUUAUAAUCAAAAAACCUAAUAUUUUACCUAAAAUUUUCGAAAUUAUACUCAAUGGUAUAGAUCCCAUGUAUAACUGUAACAAAUGUGAUGGAGAAGACUCACUUGAUAUCCUAAAAGCAGCAGAUGAACUUGAGCUAUAUAGUUUAAUUCAAAAUGUUUCAAAAUGGACAGAACGGGAAUUUGAACUAUUAAAGGCUACAAUUUCACAAUAUAUACCAUAUAUAAGGUUUGGUCUAAUGCUACCAUGUGAUUAUGAAACCAAGGUUAGAGACCCCUUUAUUUACAUUCUUCCUGAAGGGUUUGAUGAACGAAUUAUGGAGUACUUUUAUGGAUCUAAUGGUUUGCGAAAAAUCGAUGGUAAUGAGUUCAAUUAUGUAAAAGCACGUAAACGAUCUGGCCAUUAUAAUAAUUAUGCUAAUCAAAACAAAAACCAUAUAGAAGAAAUGUUUCGUAUACUAAAUUGA
Cetraspora pellucida is the source of this 642-nucleotide messenger RNA. The record is from the annotation of a GenBank genome assembly. Lineage: Eukaryota; Fungi; Glomeromycota; Glomeromycetes; Diversisporales; Gigasporaceae.